AACGCUUCCGUUUUUCAAUUUUUCUUCCUUCUGAAUUCAAUUGUAUUCGUUUUCUUUUCAAUGAAUGCAUUUUUCGUAUUGAUCCAUUCAUGCUUUAUCAUUUCUGAAUUUUCCAAUACUUUCAAAUAUUGAGUAUUAUCGAUUGAUUGAAGCAAUUGUUUCAACAUUAGGAGGAAAUGGACUUCUUUUUAAAGGGAAUGAAUGGAAAUGGAUCUGAUUGCCCCUUUGAUGUGAGAGACAUCCAAAGGUGCCCGUUUUUGAGAAAUAUCAACGAACUUACACACUUCUCUUUCUCUUCGACGAAAGUCUCCAUUCCCGCGCGUGGAUCCACGGGUCCUAUCUUUGAAGAUGGUCCUAGUUUUAGUAUGGCUUUUAAGCUGUUUCAUGGGAAAGACGGCGUCGUUCCUCUCUCUGAGAGACCUGACUUUCUUAAUGGCUGCAAGGAAGCGGAUUCUGUGCCUGUUUUUAACCCUUUGGCUGGAAAAGCUGCUACCAUUAGUCUAUCGCCGUUUGGAUUAGGCGGCCCGUCUAAUUUUGGGGAUUUUUCUGAGAAAUGGAAGAAGCAGAAGAAUUCUGAAUCGCCAAACGAAACGGAACAUUCAUCUCAGAAAGGAGAUAUAUCAAUGCACGAAGUGCUUGGAGAUGAAUGGUUUGCGAAGGGAAACUGUCCAAUUGCUAAGUCUUAUAGAGCCGUAAGCCGUGUUGUGCCUCUUGUUGCAACAGCUUUGAAGCCACCGACUGCCAUGAAGUUUAAAUGCCCAGCAGCGGUUGUUGCUGCAAGGGCCGCCCUAGCCCGUACAUCCUUUGUUAAAAACUUGCGCCCUCAGCCUCUUCCUGCAAAAGUGCUUGCUAUUGCAGCGUUAGGAAUGGCUCUUAAUGUGCCCUUGGGUAUGUGGAAGGAGCAUACCCUAAAAUUCUCACUGUCUUGGUUUGCAGCUGUGCAUGCUGCUGUUCCCUUUAUAGCCAUGCUUCGGAAGUCGGUACUGAUGCCUAAAGCAGCAAUGGCAUUGACCAUCGCAGCUUCUAUCCUCGGGCAGGUUAUUGGCUCAAGAGCUGAGCGUAUCCGAAUGAAAGCAAUAGCUGAGAUGGGAAAGCCGACUACGGUAACCACAAGCAGCAUCACAAUAGAUAACCCCAGGCAGCUUGGUGAGUUUAGGACCAGUCGUUGCGGUGCAGAAGGAGUGAUUCUCAACUCAAUUCCUGUAAAGGAUGCUGGUACGAACUCGACUGCAAUUCAAGCAUGAUUUUGAAUAAUAUUGAUGAUCUGAAGUGAUAAGAAAAUGGAUUAUCAAAAAUAAAAAAGUUAUGUAUGGUUUAUGUAUAGUAUACAAAGAAAUAAAGACAUACAGGUACUUUGCAUGCAGAA
This is a messenger RNA of Lathyrus oleraceus (garden pea), 1366 nucleotides long. RefSeq lists its product as uncharacterized. Gene Ontology annotation, cellular component: chloroplast. The record is from RefSeq and is a predicted model, not a curated record. The coding region runs from base 177 to 1244 and encodes 355 amino acids. NCBI's taxonomy places the organism in Eukaryota, Viridiplantae, Streptophyta, Magnoliopsida, Fabales, Fabaceae. The transcript has 4 exons.